Molecule: messenger RNA, 811 nt
Organism: Carica papaya (papaya)
Lineage: Eukaryota; Viridiplantae; Streptophyta; Magnoliopsida; Brassicales; Caricaceae
Product: LURP-one-like protein (DUF567)
Source: RefSeq, a predicted model, not a curated record
AGAAGGAGAAGAAGAAGAAGAAGAUGUUUGUGUUCCUAAAAUCGUUGUCAAGAGCCGUCCACGAAGAGCAUCAGAAUUAUCCGCCGGAGACGGAGGUCGAUACUGAAGGCGCGUGCACCUCACUUACAGUUUGGAGAAAAUCACUUGUAAUGAGCUGCAAUGGAUUCACCGUUAUCGAUUCCAACGGCAACUUGGUUUAUCGCGUCGAUAAUUACACGGGAGGAUGCGCCGACGAACUUACUCUCAUGGACGCCGCCGGAAAAUCCCUUCUCACUCUCCAUCGCCACAAGAAGCUUGCGAUGGUAAAUAGAUGGAGUGUGUACGAAGGGGAUGAUGCGGAUGAUUAUUGCGAUACAGGAAAAAGAAAAAAGUUAGUGAAGAGACCUAUAUGGUAUGUGAAGCAGAGCAGUAACAGAGUAUUGCAAUCGAACUCACAUGUUCUUGCGUAUGUAUACGGAGGAGAAUGUGAUAAGAGAUGUAGGUACGUGAUUCAAGGAUCGUAUACUCAUAGAUCGUGCAAAGUGAUUGAUAUGUCGAAUAGAGUAGUUGUAGAGAUCAAGAGGAAGGAGGCGAGGGUGGGAGGAGUUUCUUUCGGGAUGGAGGUUUUUGUUUUGGUUGUCAAAGCAGGGUUUGAUCCUGGAUUUGCUAUGGGUCUGGUUGUGUUGUUAGAUCAGAUGUUUACAUAGUUCUUAAUUUUGUUUUUAUCUGAUUCUUUGUUUAGAUGUGUGAUUUCAGUAUAUGUUCACUAGUUAACUGAAAACGCAAGCGAUACCCAGUGAUUAAAUCACACUCUUCUGCUUCCAUUUCUUUA